CAUCAGAGCUGUAGUGGAAAGUAAUGGAGGUAAAAACCAAAAAAUAAUGUAAAAACUGUUUUGGUACUAAGGUAUAUUUUGUCCAUGCCAGCAAACACUCAAGAUGAUGUAAUCACUUUAUUGAAGACCAUUAGAGAACAGAACAAUCAAAUUUUGCAGUGGAUCCGAAAACAAGAUCGCAGUGGCAAUCACGCCAGUAAUACAGAUUUACCAGAUGAUAUAGGCGUACAGUUUCCUUUGAAUUCUCAAGAGGAUAUUACCAAAUUGGAAACAUACCUGAGUGAAAAAAAUAAUUGCCUGGCUUUGUCGGCAUAUCUAUCGACUUUUGGAGGGAGAGAUUUUACUGGACAUACAAACCGCAUUUUAAAUUUUUUGUUCACCUAUUCUCUUGCAACUAAUUGGAAUUUUUGUGGCAAACGAGGUGAGAAAAAGGCUUUUAAAAACUUAAACGUAAAGGAUGUGAUUAUUGGUGCUGUAAGAAAAAGCUCCCCUCUAGUCAGUCAGAAAGAAAUAGAAGAUACCAUCAAGGUGUGGUUGAAACAUGCACCAGAGAAAUUGAAAAAGCAGCAGCAUGGCAACCCGUAAGAAAAAAAGUGUUGUUAGUCAAAGACAACUCUACAGAAGGGUGGCAGAAGCAAAUUUAGCACCUGUGAGUCAGAAUUGUUAUAAUACAUCUUUAAUAGUUAAUAAUGAUUCCAAUGAAUCAUCAAAUUCCAUUUUUUUUGCUGAUUCAAUGUGUGAAAGUGAAAAUGACACCUGUUCCUCAAGAGAUUUAGAUUUUAAUGUAAACUCGCCUAAUGAAAAUUUGCUCUUCAAUGAUGCGACGUUAUACAACCAUUUGACUUCCUAUUCCAGUAACGU
Diorhabda carinulata is the source of this 861-nucleotide messenger RNA. RefSeq lists its product as uncharacterized. The record is from RefSeq and is a predicted model, not a curated record. The transcript has 3 exons. Lineage: Eukaryota; Metazoa; Arthropoda; Insecta; Coleoptera; Chrysomelidae. The coding region runs from base 85 to 585 and encodes 166 amino acids.